AUGACAAGCAGUGGCUCAGGAGAUCCAAGCCUGGCAAACAGCCAGGUGACCUCAGCCCCUGUGGCCUCCGUCCCUUUCUCAACCUCUGGGAAACUGGAAGGGCUUCCAUUGAAACAAGGAGAUCACCUCUUCCAGGGCACCGCUGCUGGGGAGACCCUUGGGAGCUUCUCUGGGUUGAGAGUCGGUCAAGCCAAUGAGAAUUCCAAGGCUGCCACUACCAAACCUCCACCUGUUAAUGCCACAGGUGGACAGCCAGCAAAAGCGAGCACAAUACCUUCUGGGUUUACUCUUGGAAGCUCUUUGCAGGUCAGCAAACCAACAGAGGCGGCUGCCUCUGUGAUAACAACCAGCUUAACAUCAACGUCUGCUAGCACCAUCUUCAGCAAUGUCCAAUUGGUCAACACAGGAUCUCCUGCUCUCCUUGGCCUCGGAGUGCCUGCAGGGGGUGCCAAGUCAACUUUCACACUUGGGGUUCAGUCAGCAAAUGCCGCAACGGCAACACCCUCUUCUGCACCAGCAGCAACCGCUACUCUGUCAUUCGGAAGUCUGUUGAGUUCAGCUCCAACUGCUGUGGCCACCACACCAACGGGUAAAGGAGAGGAAGAUGCCAGAACCUCCCCAGGCCCUGCGAAGCUGCCUCAGAGUGAUGCCAGCAAGCUUGGAGCAAUGCAGCUGCUGCCCCAGCCCCAGGUCCAUACUCCAGAACCUCCUCGAGAUCCUACUGCUCUGGCCACACCUUCGUUGGAAGAGGUGGAUGCAAUCAGUCUUGCUGUGGCAGCAGCGGGAACAGUAGCACCUGCCAAAGAAGCCAUUCCCGCCACCUCUCCUACUGAUUCAAAGGCUGAGGUGGUUUCUGUGGCAACAUCUCUGGACCAGCACACCCCAGCAACCUUGCCUUCAGCAAGCAUGGCCUCUCAGCCUGCCGAAGUGACCAGAGUGCUUCCAGCUUCCUGUAGCCCAAGUGCAUCCAUUCAGGCCCCGGCCACUGGCACCUCUGCGUUCACAGUCAAUGUCUCGCCCCCUUCUGUGUUUGCACCGCCCCCCGCCACCUGCUCUUCUGGCUCAGCCUUCAGCCAACCUGCAACUGAGGCUUUAGUGACCCCUUCCAUGCCACCCAUCUUUGGCCAGCUCUCUGCAGUGCCGCCUUCUCCAUUUAACCAACCCCCUGCCACCCCGCCACCAUCCACCUCCACCAUCACCACACAGGCUGCAACUCCCGGGUUCAGUAUAUCAGCAUUUGGUGGUGCCACCACCUCCACAGGCUUUGCUCAGCCAGCCUUUGGCCAAGCCCCCACCUUCGGCCAGCCAGCCAGCACAUCAAGUGGGUUCACCUUCAACCAGGCAGCCUUUGGGGCUGCUCCUGCAUUUGGGCAGAUGGCUUCUUCCACUACCCCUGCAUCCAGCAGUGGGAGCGUCUUCGGGGCACCAUCCAGCACAAGCACCACCAGCUCCUUCACUUUUGGACAGCCUGCGGCCACUGCAGGCACCAGCCUCUUUGGCCAAAGCAGCACCCUGGCUUUGGGGCAGAGUUCCAUCUUCAGGCAGGGGGCAUCCAUUUUGGGGGGCGCGGUCGCCGCCGCCACCCCAACAUCCUUGGCUGGAUUCAGUUUCUGUCAAGCUUCAGGUAAGAAGGCAUGUGCAGGGACCAAGGGUAAUGGGUUAAGCGGGAGAGGAAAGAGCCGUAGCUCAGUGGCAGAGGGACUGCCUUGCAUGCAGAAAGUCUCAGCUUCAGUACCUACAAUCUCCAUGUUGGGUCAGGAGAGUCGAUGAGACUCAGUGUGGACAAUACUGAGCUGGUUGAACCCAGUGCCCUGGCUCAGUUAUAAGACAGCAUCCUAUGGUUCUGUUCAAUUCAGCCCUUCAUUCAGAUCCAUGCGGACUAGAUUCUUGCUUUAUUUUUUAAGGGAAAGGUCCAUGACUCAUUGGUGAAACAUCUGCUUUGCAUGCAAAAGGUCCCAGGUUCAUUCUCUAGCAGCAUCUCCAGGGCUGGCUGAGAAAGACUCCCUGCCUGAAAUCCCGGAGAGCCACUGCCAGUCAGUGUAGACAAUACUGAGCUUGAAAGACCGGUGAUCUGACUCCAAAUAAGACAGCUUCUGGUGUUCUUCCUGUGUUCCCAUGAGGUGUCCUGUGGCACCUUAAAUGGUAUCCCACAAAAAUUUAAAGGUGACUUGAAAAACCUCAAGUUUUCAGAAGAAAUAUCAAUGAUCCGGGACAUUUUUAGUUUUCUCACUGAAAGAAUUGGAAAUGCAGUUGCUGCCUGGAGGCCCCUGUAAUGUACAGGAAAGGUGAUGGGGGAAGCCCAGGGCAUGAUCCAUCAAGACAUUCCACUCCCCAGAAGCACAGCAGGGGGAUGGGGCGGAGGGAGCUCUCCCCAUGGAUCACAGUGCCCAAAGGUGGAAAACUAAGUAGGUUUCAAUAUACAAGAUGCACAUUUAAGAAAGAACACCCCCCCCCCUCCCACCCUGCUAAUUACUGGGACAAAAUAUCUUUAAAAGGCAUAAGUGAGCCCUGCCUACAGGAAAGGGGCCUUAAUUACAGGAAAGUGCCUUAGUUUUGAUGGCAGGGUGUGCAUUUUGAAGUGAGCAGGGGAAUUCUUUUUAAUACAAACAUUUCAUUAUCUUUUCACGGGAACAGGUGAUUAACACAGCUCCAGAUCCUUCUUGCACAAAGGAAAUCUGAGUCCUUGGCUGGGACUCAUUUAGCAGUUGCUGCCAUUUUGAGAUGUAUUUAAUGGAAAUCCAGGCUUUUUUAAUUCCUUCAAGAUUUUAGAACCUCAGCAUUGCUCAGUAUUUUUGCUUUUUUGGGAGAAAAGGCGAGGUGAUUGGAGUUGAAGCUCAUUCAUGUACAGAGGGCACCACGUUGCCUAUCCUGGCUUAAUGUAACAUGUUGAGGCCAUGCUGUGCUUAUCACUAAACCCACAAUUAAAACCAUUUUGCAUAGCAAUCAAGGCCAGCAAGAGCACCGCAAUAGGGGGCGUCCAGAUGACAUCACUAAAUGUAGGAAGCUACCAUAUACUGAUCAGGUGAUCAGUGGUGUCCACAUGGGCUGGCAACAGCUCUCCCACAUCUCAGGCAAGGGAGUCUUUCCCAGCCCUUCCCAGAGAUAUGACUGGGGAUUGAACCUGGGGCCUUCUGCAUGCAAAGCAGGUGCUCAACCCCACUGAGCUAUGGCACAGUCCUCCUCUCUCCUCCCCACUUCCUCUCAAAAGACCUGGGCAAAGAAGUACAUUUUUGUGAAAAAUUAUACAAGGAGGGGCCACACUCAACUCGUAAGAGGGGAGGUUCCAUAGCCUGCCACACAUCAAUGCACCUCCUACAAACUUGACAUGGCAGUGGCAUUUCUAGCAAGGCCUCCUCAUUCUGCACAUGCAAGUCUAUAUUCUGUGGUCUCCUUCACUGACCUGUUCUCCUCUAGACACUUUGGAUUGUAUCUCCCAGCUAACCUGGCUGUUUGGACUACAGCUCCCAUCAGCCUCAGCUAGCACAGUCCAGUGGUUCCCAAAGUCUUUCAGGCCACUUCCCCCUUGGUUCCAUAAACUCAUCCCCAGUGCUCCCUACCCUAUAAAAAGCAUUAUUCAGAAUUUGCAUGAUUCACCAAGGGCAUUGACAACACAGUGGAAUUCAAAACACUGUGUUAAUCAAUGGCAGAGUUAUUCAAAAGACAAAUAUAUUUAGGUUAAUUAAUUCAACAAAAUUGAUGAACUUGAUCCAGUGAUAACAGCUUCCCACUUUGGCAACCCCUAGCCUGGACAAAGGGACUGGCUUGGCAAGCUUGCUCUCAUGCAUUCUGCCCCAGACACAGGAUCCCAAUACUUGGAAAGGACUCCUGGCAUCAUCCAGACUGACUCCUCCCCUCAAACUCAUAUCUUUGGUUCUAGUCCAGCAGUCCUCAUUUGUCUUGUGUCUAAAUGCUGACUCUUUCUCCCUGCCCUCUUUUCUUUCUUUUUCUCCCAUGUCCAGCAUUUGGCUCAAGCAGCCCAGGCCCUAUGUUCAGGCAAGCGACCAACACCAGCGGGAACCUCUUUGGCCAGGUAAUCUUUCCUAAACUUAUCGUCACACUUCUUCAUGGGCAAAAAACCCCCUGUGCUUGGUUCUGGUGGGAAGAGCAGGGGAAUCCCCCUUAGGGGUUUAUAUAUUCCAAGACCGUAGAUCAGGAGUAGCUGAUGUGUUGCCCUCUGGAUGCUGCUCAUCUCCUGCCUCCCAUCAUCCCUGACCACUGGCCAUCCUGGCCGGGGCUGCUGGAAGCUGGAAUCCAACAACAUUCUGGAGGGCACUACCUUGGUUCAUCCUGCCGUAGAUUUGCAUUGUGGUCGAUUCAGGGACAUGCAAGGAAGUGCUUCAUACAGUGCAGAGCAAUAUGAGUCGAGGAUACCUUAAAGACCACAUGAGCUUUUAUAUCCUAGCUCACCUGACCAUGAAAAAAUGCCUGUGCUCUGCCUUCACUGUUUGAAGCAGUGAUGUUGCUGAACACCAGUUUUUGGAAACCCCAGGAAGGAGAGAGUUGCUCCGUUUGCUUAGGUUCUGCUUGUGGGUUUCCCAUUGGGGCAACUGGGUGGCCACUGUGAGAACAGGAUGCUGCACCAGAAGGGCCGCUGGCCUGAUCCAGCAGUCUUUUCUUAUCAUCUUAAAUCUGUUCCCCAAAAUCCAACCUCCCAUCUUGCAGGAACUCAUUGGCUGGCUCCUUUCCCGCCUCCCUAACCCCCCCCCCCCUUUGCGAAUCUCACAGGAUUCAGAGUCUUUCCCCUAGAAAAGAUGACUCCUGUGUGCUUAGCAGAGUAGGGGGAGGAAGAGCCUAGAAGACGGGAGGAAAUAUGUUGUCCUUUGCAGCUUGUGAGUAUUCAGAUGUCUAUAGCCCACCGCAAUUCCCCAGAGGUACAGAUGAAGUUGAACACAUUGUCUACUUAAUACUUGCUUUCUACACUCAUGGCUGUCCCAUCCAAUUCAUCGGUCAGGUUAGCAGAUAAUACCAAGCAGUACCAGUAACUCUUUGGUGGUGGUACCUAAACCCUGGAAUCUGUUUCCAGCUUCAGAACAGUCAGUCCUAGAGAAUGACCCUUUUAAAUAAGCUGUCAAAACUUUUCAGGGAUGUUUUUAUGUGCAUGUGUGUAUGUGUGUUUUAUCUUCUUCUGUUGCUGUUGUGAUUUAAAAAAUAACAAUUGCGACUUUCUUUUCCUUUAAUUGUAGUCCACUUUAACGAAUAACUUUUGAAAAUCAUGCUAUAUACAUUUCGCCAAUUUUUUUGUAUGUAAAAGCAGUAUAUAAGUACAGUCAUACCUCUAGUUGCAUUCGCUUCAUGUUGCGGAUUUUGGGGUUGCGAACACGGCAAACCCAAAAGUGUACAGGUGAAACUCGAAAAAUUAGAAUAUCGUGGAAAAGUUCAUUUAUUUCAGUAAUUCAACUUCAAAGGUGAAACUAAUAUAUGAGACAGACUCAUGACAUGCAAAGCGAGAUAUGUCAAGCCUUUAUUUGUUAUGAUUGUGAUAUUAUGGCGUACAGCUGAUGAAAACCUCAAAUUAACAAUCUCAGAAAAUUAGAAUAUUAAAUGAAAUCAGCAAAACAAGGACUGCAAAUAGAGCAAUACUGGACCUCUGAGAAGUAGAAGCAUGCAUAUGUACUCAGUACUUGGUUUGGGCCCCUUUUGCAUCAAUUACUGCCUCAGUGCGGUGUGGCAUGGAUGCUAUCAGCCUGUGGCACUGCUGAGGUGUUAUGGAAGACCAGGAUGCUUCAAUAGCAGCCUUCAGCUGUUCUGCAUUGCUAGGUCUCAUGUCUCUCGUCUUUCUCUUGGCAAUGCCCCAUAGAUUCUCUAUGGGGUUCAGGUCAGGCAAGUUUGCUGGCCAAUCAAGCACAGUAAUCCCAUGGGCAUUGAACCAGGUUUUGGUACUUUUGGCAGUGUGGGCAGGUGCCAAGUCCUGCUGGAAAAUGAAGUCAGCAUCCCCAUAAAGCUCAUCUGCAGAAGGAAGCAUGAAGUGCUCCAAAAUCUCCUGCUAGACGGCUGUGUUGACCCUGGACUUAAUGAAGCACAGUGGACCAACACCAGCUGAUGGCAUGGCUCCCCAAAUCAACACUUCACACUAAACUUCAAGCAUCUGGCAUUGUGUGCCUCCCCAUUCUUCCUCCAGACUCUGGGUCCUUGGUUUCCAAAUGAGAUGCAAAAGUUGCUCUCAUCAGAAAAGAGGACUUGGGACCACUGAGCAACAGACCAGUUCUUUUUUUUUCUUUAGCCCAGGCAAGAUGCUUCUGACGUCGUUUCUUGUUCAGGAGCGGCUUGACAAGAGGAAUAUGACAUUUGAAGCCCAUCUCCAGGAUCCUUCUGUGUGUGGUGGCUCUUGAUGCACUAACUCCAGCCUCAGUCCACUCCUUGUGAAAGUCCCCAACACAUUUGAAUGGUCUUUUCCUGACAAUCCUCUCCAGGCUGUGGUCAUCCCUGCUGCUUGUGCACCUUUUUCUUCCACACUUUCCCCUUCCGCAUAACUUUCCAUUAAUGUGCUUUUUGAUACAGCACUUUGGGAACAUCCAACUUCUUCUGCAAUUACCCUUUGAGGCUUUCCCUCCUUAUGGAGGGUCUCAAUGAUGGCUUUCUGCACAACUGUCAGGUCAGCAGCCUUCCCCAUGAUUGUGCUUCCUACUGAACCCAUUGCAGGUGUUAUGGAUUGAAUAGCUACUGCACCUUUUCACAAUAUUCUAAUUUUCUGGGAUUGUUAAUUUGGGUUUUUUUAUCAGCUGUACACCAUAUUCAUCACAAUUAAAAGAAGUAAAGGCUUGACAUAUCUCGCUUUGUAUGUCAUGAGUCUAUCUCAUAUAUUCGUUUCACGUUUUAAGUUGAGUUACUGAAAUAAAUGAAAUUUUCCACAAUAUUCUAAUUUUCCGAGUUUCACCUGUAUACUUCUGGGUUUUGCCGCACACGCAGAAGCGUUCUGUGCGCUUCACACAUGUGCAAAAGUGCUCUAUCGUGCUUCGCACUUGCGCAGAAGCGCCACUCUAGUUGCGGACUUUUCUUUUUUUAAAAAAAAUAAUUUUUAUUCAUUUUCCAAACAAGUUUUAUACAAUCAACAAAUUGUUUUACACUCAUGCUUCAAUUUUUGACUUCCCUCAGUUUCUCUGUCAAUCUUUCGAAAAAUUUCUAUUUAUUGACGCAUUUCUAAACAUGAUAUUGCCUUUCCCCACUCCUUUUCCUCUUACUCUCUUUUUUGCAGUAUUUCUUACUAUUUCACAGAGUCUCUUCAAAACCAACAAGCGUUGUCUGUACAUCACAUAUAUUUUUCAGAUAUUCUGUAAAUUUCCCCCAGUCCUCGAUAAACUUUUGGUCUUUCUGGUAUCGGAUCUUCCCAGUCAAUUUGUCCAAUUCUGCAUAUUCGGUCAAUUUCCUUCUCCAUUCUUCCACUGUUGGAAUUUCUUCCUGUUUCCAUCUUUGGGCCAGAAGUAUCCUUGCGGCAGUCACUGCAUAUUGAAACAGUUUACAGUCUCUCUUAUUGAUUUCGUUUCCUACCAUUCCUAAUAGAAAGGCUUCUGGUUUUUAAAUGAACGUAUAUUUCAACAUCUUUUUCAAUUCAUUGUAUAUCAUUUCCCAGAAGUCUUUCGCCUUUUUACACUCCCAGCACAUAUGAUAGAAAGUACCUUCUUUUUCUUUACAUUUCCAACACUUAUUGCAUGUUUUAUACAUUUUGGCCAGUUUAACUGGCGUUAUAUACCAUCUGUAAAACAUUUUCAUUACAUUUUCUUUCAACGCAGUACAUGCCGUAAAUUUUAGCCUUUCAUUCCAUAAUUUCAUCCAAUCAUCAUACUGUAUAUUGUAACCAAAGUCUCUUGCCUAGUAUAUCAUUACUACUUUUACCUCUUCAUCUUUUGUAUGCCACUCCAGCAACACUUUAUACAUUUUAGACAGGUUUUUAUACUCAUUAUUCAAUACCUCCACUUGGAAUUUUGAUUCUUUACCUUCAUACCCACACAUUUUACAAUCUUUUUUAAACAUUUCAUUAAUCUGAAAGUAGUGUAACCAGUCGUAAACAAAUUCUUUCACCUCUUCAUAAGUUUUCAUUUUCCAUUUCCCCCCCCUCUCUUGUUACCAGUUCUCCAUAUGUUAUCCACCUCCCCCUCAUAUUAAUUUUUUUCACACUCAUCACUUCUAAUGGUGAAAUCCAAUGGGGGAGUCUAGGUUCCAACAAGUUUUUAUACCUCUCCCACACCUCUAUCAGUGAUCUUCGGAAGAUGUGGUUUUCAAAACCUUUGUGAAUUUUUUUCUUCUCAUACCAUAGGUAAGCAUGCCAACCAAAUCUGUUGUCAAAUCCUUCUAAAUCUAACAGCUCUCCAUUCUCUAAUUUAAUCUAUUCCUUUAUCCAACAGAGGCAUGAUGCUUCAUAAUAUAAUUUCAAAUCUGGCAGGGCGAAGCCACCUCUCUCUUUUGCAUCUGUUAAUAACUUAAACUGAAUCCUUGGCUUCUUACCCUGCCAGAUAUAUCUUGAAAUUAUUUUUGCCAUUCCUUAAAAAUUGAUGCCCCCUUAAUUAUCGGCAAUGAUUGGAAAAGGAAUAACAUCUUUGGUAGCACACUCAUUUUUAUCGUGGAUAUUCUCCCCCAAAAGGACAAUUUCAGUCUUCCCCACACCUCCAAAUCCCUUUUUAUCUGAUUCCACAUAGGUAAGUAAUUGUUUUGAAACAAGUCAAUGUUCUUGGGGGUUAACCAUAUUCCUAAAUACUUCACUUUGUUCACCACUUCUAUCUCUGUCCUUUGUUGUAUUUCCUCAAUUAGUUCUUGAUUCAUGUUUUUAGCCAUGAUUUUCGUCUUUUUUUUUGUUGAGAUAAAAUCCUGCAACUUGACCAAAUUGUUCUAUUUCUUCUAAGAUUCUUUCAAUACUUUCCACUGGUUCUUCUACUGUCAAUACCAAGUCAUCCGCGAAUGCUUUAACUUUGUAUUCAUUUUUCCCGAUAGACACCCCUUUUAUAUCUUCAUUUUUUCUUACUGAUUUUAGCAAAACUUCCAGCACCAUAAUGAAUAAUAGUGGCGACAGUGGGCAUCCCUGCCUUGUACCUUUGGUUAUUUUAAUAUCUUCUAUGGUAUAGUUGUUUACUAUUAGCUUCGCUUUCUGUUCUGUAUAUAUUGCCUUUAUCCCAUUAUAAAAUUCCUUACCCACUUCCAUAUACUCUAGGUUUUUUAACAUAAAAUUCCAUGAUUAUUAUUUUCAGCAUCCACAAAGAUUAAAAUAGCUUGUUUUUCAUUCCUGGCAUCCAGAUAUUCCAAUAUAUUUAUUAUGUUUCUUAUAUUAUCUUUCAUCUGUCUGCCAGGAAGAAAGCCCGCUUGAUCCUUAUGUAUAAAUUCUUGCAAUACUUUUUUCAUUCUCUUUGCUAAUAUACUCGCAAAGAUUUUAUAGUCAGUAUUCAACAGCGAAAUAGGCCUAUAAUUUUUAAACUGUGUCAAAUCCGAAUCUUGUUUUGGGAUAAGUGUGAUAAAGGCUUCUUUCCAUGUUUCUGGAAUUUCACAGUUCUUUAAUAUGUUGUUUAUGACUUCUUUCAAUGGUAUAAGUAGGGUGCUUCUCAUUUCCUUAUAAUAUCUGGCUGUAAACCCAUCUGGUCCUGGAGCUUUCCCUUUUUUCAAUUCCUUUAUUACCUCUUUUAUUUCUUCUGUUUCAAUUGGGGCGUUCAAAAAAUCUUAUUGCUCCGUCGGGAUCUUCUGCACUUCUUUUUCUUUUAAAAAUCUUUCUAUCUUUCUCAUAUUAUUCUUUCCCUUACUUUUAUAUAGUUGUCUGUAGAAAUCCAAGAAUCCUUUUCUAAUUUGUUUCGGGUUUUCUAUUUCUGUGCCGUCGAUAAUGAUUUUGUUUACUGUAUUCUGUUCCUUUCUCUUCUUAAUCUGCCAUGCCAGCCAUUUUCCUGAUUUAUUCGCAAAUUCAAAGUUUCUUUGUCUCAUUCUUUUUAUAUUCCCUUCUACUUCCUUAUUUAUCAUCAUUGCGAAUUGUGUUUGUAGGGUCUUUAUAGUCUGUCUUAUCUUCUCAUUAUUCGGUUUCUUUAUCAAUUUUUGUUCAUUCUCCAUUAUCUGUUUUAAUAUUUCCUUCUUAUUCUUCUCUCUGUUCUUAUUUUUCAAAGCGUUCUGCUGGAUAAAGAAACCUCUCAUCACUGCUUUGCUGGCGUCCCACACCAUGUUCAUUUUUGUUCCCUUAUUGCAAUUAUUCAGAAAGUACUCUGACAAAUAUUUUUGAGCAUUUUCAACUAUCUUCUGAUCGUCCAAAAGGUAGUCGUUCAUUCUCCAGCUAAACGUUCUUUCUUCGAAACCCUUUAAUUCGAGUUUUAUUGAGCUAUGAUCCGAAAUCACUCUUGGUUGAAUUUCAACUUUCGAGAUUCUUGGGGUUAGUUCAUUUGAGACCCAAAUUUGAUCUAUUCUUGACAGAGAUUGAUUUGGAUCAGAAUAGAACGUAAAUUGUUUCUCUAGCGGGUGUCUCAGUCUCCAAAUAUCAAUCAGGUUGCAAUUCUUUAUCAUUGAAAAGAAAGUCUUAGGUAAUUUUCCAUCUUUACCCACUCCAGUUGAUUUCAAUCUGUCCAUUUCCAUUGACACCACUCCAUUCAGGUCUCCCAUUAUUAUGAUUUUCUGAUCCAUAUAUUCAAACAGUUUUUCUUCUAGAUUUUUGUUUCCAUUUGGUGCGUAGAUCCCGACGAUUAUUAUUUUUUCUCCUUGCCACUUUAUUUGAACUGCCAUAACUCUGCCUUCUUCAUCUUUAAAGAUUUGUUGAGCUUCAAUAUUUUUCCUGAUGUACAAAACUACCCCUCUCUUUUUACUCCUAUCUGAAGAUACAAAUUCAUUUCCCAGUCUUUUGUUAAUUAAGAUUUUUUUUAUGCCUUCUCGCCACAUGUGUUUCUUGUAGACAUAUGAUAUCCAAAUUUUUCUUUUUAAAAUGUUGUUCAACUUUGUUUCGUUUUUUUUUUAGCGUUAAUCCCAUUAAUGUUCCAGGUCCAUAAAUUCAACUCCAUUUUAGCCAUUUUGAAUUCUUUGUUAUAAAUUUUAUAAUUCGUCUACCUCUUCUUCUUCUUCUUCCUUCCUUCCUUCCUUCCUUCCUUCCUUCCUUCCUUCCUUCCUUCCUUUUUUCUUUUUCUAACUCCUCCGGAUCCACUCCUCCUGCAGCCUCCAUUCCUAGUUCCGCUCCUCGUUUCUUCAUCCUCGCUUCGUAGCUCUUUGUAUUUUCUCAAAAAUUUUCCCAAUUCUUCCAGGCUCGUGAUUCUGUGUCUUUUACUUUUGUAAACAAAGGAGAUCCCUUCUGGGUAUUCCCAUCUAAAUUCAAUGUUAUUCUUUUUUAGAGUCUGUACUGUUGGUUUAUAUGGGUCUCUCUGUUUAAGAAGCCUGAUCGGGAUGUCUUUAAAAAUAAUUAUAUAAUUUCCUUCUAUAUUCAGUCUCUUCUCUCUGUUCUUUUGGAGAAUCUGGUUUCUCAUCUCCCUGUCCUUAAAAGUAAUCAGGCAGUCUCCUGGAAACUUUCUUGCCUUGGCUGAUCUUGUAUUCAGUCGAAAUGCACUUUGCACAGAUUUUGUCACUUCUUCUAUAUCCAUCUCCAUCCAUUGUGCAAUUUCUUUUAUUAGUUUCUCUUUAAUAUUUUCUCCUUGCUGUUCUGGGACAAGUCUCAAUCUUAAAUUCACUUCUCUCUGCCUGAGUCCAUUCAUGGAAAUCGCAUCCCAGAUCUCCUCUUGAGUUUUGUUAAUUUCUGACAUCCCCACCCAUAUUCUCUCUUCUUCCUUCCUCAUCUCCCUCAUUUCCACUCUUGUCUUCUUCAUUCCCUCUUCCAGGUUCUGUGUCCUCUUGUUCACGUCCUUCAGUUGCCCUUUUAAUUCAUUAACUGUAACAUCAAUUUUUUUGUCCAUUUGGCCCAUUCUCUUAUCCAUUUGUUCCAGUUUCGCUUCUAUAUUCUUUUCGCUCUGCUUGAUGUUGGAAUUAACCUCUGCAAACAUUUUCAUAAUUUCCCCUUUAAGAUCUGACUCUUGUUUUGAGCCUCUCCUCUCUGCCGGUGUUCCCUCAUACCCUCCUUUCUUUUGUGUAUGGGACAUUGUAGUCAAAUUACAAAUACUUAGUUUACAGUCCAAAUAAUAAAAUGUUCAAUCCAAUUAUACUGUCAAUAAAAUAUUUUCCCUCUAAUGAUGCAUUGAAUAAAACAAAUAUAUAAAUAGAUCCUCCUCCUAAAUUCUCAUACACUUAAAUUUGUAUAUCAAUUAAUUUAUAUAAACCCUUUUUUCCUAAAUAAAUUUUCCCGAUAUAAGUUCAACUUAUAAGGCGGAACACCUAUUGACCUAUAAAUUUCUGCUUUAAAGAGGCCUAUCCAACCCAGAGUUUCUUCCUUCUUCUUUCUUCUUGCCACCACUUAGGCUAAAUCCAAUUAUUAUAGUCCAGUUAUUGAAGUAAAUUGGCUGUAACCAAUGAAAACCAAUGAUUAUAUAUUGUAAUCCAAUGGACGUAGUCCAGUCAGAAUUUCUGAAGGUAUUAAUAAAAAAACCAAGGGAAUAAAUAGGUCCAAAAAUGCCCAAUAUAUCCAAAAAGAGUGAAUAAGGGAGAUGUCCGGAAGGUUCUAUCCAUAAAGCAACUCAGGAGUUGCUAAGGGAUCUGUAGUUGAGAGUGUCAAAUUUAAGCUCAGUUAAACAAAGUUCAUAGAAGGAGGAAGAAAACAAAGUAGUUUUUUAUUAAUCCAGACUGUUCCCUUAUUAAGAUAAAGAUAAAGAUGACAAGUAAAUAAUAAUAAUAAUAAUAAUAACAGGGAGUAGUUUAUUAGUUCAAGUCACAGUUCACAAAGCUCCAAAUAAUAAUCAUGCCCUUCAUGCAGCCUGUUAGGCAGCUCUUUCUCAUUUCAUUCCACGGAUAAACAUAAAAAAAGAGAGAGAGAGAAAAAGAAGAAAAGGAACCAGUUGCGAAGGUGAAGUCUUCUUUCAUAUACAAUCCUUUCUGUUGUGUUUAAACAGUUUAAACAGUUAAAUUUAUUUGAAAGCAGAGGUAAAAGAUAGUGGGACAAUGAAUUAUGCUGCCUAAUAUUAGCUUCCUGUGUUUUACUUAUAGCUGGUUAGCUCUGUCUUUCCAUUAAAAUGGAGGCACAAAAGUUCUACUUUGUUGCGCAGUUGUUUUUUUAAAAGUGAAAGUACCGGGAAGGUCCUUUCUUUUUGCUUCUUUCAGACCCUUCGUUGUAUCGAGGGCCUUUUAAAGUCCUAAAAUAGUUGCCCUCUGCUCCCUCCUUUAACUAUUCCCUUCUUAUACAACUCUUUGUUACUUUUAGCAACAGUUUAUAUGACUUUUAGCAAGUUUUUUACGAGGGAGAAGUUCUAGCCGCUUGCUGCGUUACCAACCUCCUCUCCACGCUCUGCUCUUAUUCUUGUGUCGUUCUCCGAUUUCAGAUGAAAGCUGACCUCUUUUUUUCAACUUCUUUUUCCAAAGCCAUCCUUUUGUAAUUCCGAUUGUAAUUCCAAACUCCCAGUCUGGCUUUGAUCCUUUGUUUUUGAGAAUCGAUCACUCGCCCUGCAAGCCUGGGGCUGCGUUCUCGAGGGUGAGACAAUGGCUUCCCCUGUGCCUGCUUUCUCCGCCCGCCGUUCUCUUCGCUCCUGUUACGGAGUUACCUGACGACCUGGCGAUCUGCAAAUGGCUCUGCUGGGCUCCUGAUCCUCUGGUUUCCCUCCAGAGGGGUUGUGGGGGGCUACCACGCCCUGUAGCACCCCCUUUUACCCUCGAGAACCCGGACUUUCUCUCUCCUGAGAGAGUCCUGCUUGCGUCGGGUCCGUGGCUCGACCGGAAGUCCUAGUUGCGGACUUUACAGGGUGCGAAUGGCACCCUGAAACGGGUCAUGUCCGCAACUAGAGGUACCACUGUAUCUAAAAUAAAUAUAGAGUUGGAGAAUUUGCCAGCCCACUAACACUUUUUGGAUCCUAGCCCAAGUCUGCAGGGUUGCUUAAGGAAUGCUUCUAGUCCUCAUGGAAGCUGGCCCCUGUGUACCUGCGAGCCAGCACCUGCGAGCCAGUGAAAAUAGUUCUCCCCCACUUUUUGUUCCUCCUUACAGCAGACUUCUUCUGGCGGGGGUCUCUUUGGGUCUGGAAGCAGCGGCAGGAGUUUUUUCAGUGGCCUAGAAGGAAAGCCAAGCCAUGAGGCAGCAGAUAAGAACCCUUUCAGCGCCACCGGUGGGGGAUUUGGUUCCUCGGCCACCCGGAGUAAGUACUGCCAAGUCUUGUGUGUUCAGUGUCAUAGCCAGUCCAUCUUUGUUCCUCAGAACUGGCUGAUUCACACAGGGUGUUCUCCCCCCCAAAUGCUGGAAGACCUGCAUCACCUAUGUGUCAUCACCUUAUGUGAAUGACCUAUCCCCCCGUGUAGAACUUCCCCUUCAUUGGAGCACUUUAUGAAUUGAAUCUGUUUGCAUUGACAGUGGAAGCAAGGAAGCAAGUGAUCAAUUGGUGUGGACCAGGGACCUAAUUUCUAGGCCAUGGGUCGGCAAACUAAGGUCUGCGGGCCGGAUCAGGCCCAAUUGCCUUCUGGAUCCGGCCCGCGGACGGUCCAGGAAUCACCGCUUGGAUCGCCAGCUCGCACGUUAUUUCCCUCUCCUUCACAUGGCGGCGGCAGCGCCUCCUCCUGGCUUCUCCCUGCCCUGCCUAGAGGAGGAAGGGGGCUGGGCUUUGUUGGUGCCAGGAGCAGCAGCACUUGAGUGGCUGCCAUUUUAAGCAGCCCCUCUCCAGAGCCCUUUCGCACACCGCUCAUCAUCCCUCCACUGCUGCCAGCCUCUGCAGCUCGCAAGACACAGGUAAGCAGUCACUGGGGCUCGUGGUGCUCUUGCAUCAUUUGUUCUUGUUGUUUAGUCAUUUAGUCGUGUCCAGCUCUUCGUGACCCCAUGGACCAGAGCACACCAGGCACUCCUGUCUUCCACUGCCUCCCGCAGUUUGGUCAAACUCAUGUUCGUAGCUUCAAGAACACUGUCCAACCAUCUCGUUCUCUGUCGUCCCCUUCUCCUUGUGCCCUCAAUCUUUCCCAACAUCAGGGUCUUUUCCAGGGAGUCUUCUCUUCUCAUGAGGUGGCCAAAGUAUUGGAGCCUCAGCUUCACGAUCUGUCCUUCCAGUGAGCACUCAGGGCUGAUUUCCUUAAGAAUGGAUAGGUUUGAUCUUCUGGCAGUCCAUGGGACUCACUAGAGUCUCCUCCAGCACCAUAAUUCAAAAGCAUAAAUUCCUCAGCGAUCAGCCUUCUUUAUGGUCCAGCUCUCACUUCCAUACAUCACUACUGGGAAAACCAUGGCUUUAAUUAUACAGACCUUUGUUAGCAAGGUGAUGUCUGCUUUUUAAGAUGCUGUCUAGGUUUGUCAUUGCUUUUCUCCCAAGAAGCAGGCGUCUUUUAAUUUCGUGACUGCUGUCACCAUUUGCAGUGAUCAUGGAGCCCAAGAAAGUAAAAUCUCUCACUGCCUCUAUUUCUUCCCCUUCUAUGGCCCAGUGGCCAUGAUCUUCUUUUUUUGAUGUUGAGCUUCAGACCAUAUUUUGUGCUCUCCUCUUUCACCCUCAUUAUAAGGUUAAUGCUUAAUUUCUUCUCACUUUCUGCCAUCAAGGUUGUGUCAUCUGCAUAUCUGAGGUUGUUGAUAUUUCUUCCGGCAAUCUUAAUUCCGACUUGGGAUUCAUCCAGUCCAGCCUUUCGCAUGAUGAAUUCUGCAUAUAAGUUAAAUAAGGAGGGAGACAAUAUACAGCCUUGUCGUACUCCUUUCCCAAUUUUGAACCAAUCAGUUGUUCCAUAUCCAGUUCUAACUGUAGCUUCUUGUCCCACAUAGAGAUUUCUCAGGAGACAGAUGAGGUGAUCAGGCACUCCCAUUUCAGCUGGAAUGUCCCAGUUCAGCUGGAAUGUCAUCACUUCCACUGGCCUUGUUAUUAGCAGCGCUUUCUAGGCCCAUUUGACUUCACUCUCCAGGAUGUCUGACUCAAGGUCAGUAACCACACUACCUGGGGUGUACAAGACAUCCAUUUCUUUCUGGUAUAGUUCCUCUGUGUAUUCGUGUCACCUCUUCUUGAAGUCUUCUGCUUCUGUUAGGUCCUUACCACUUUUGUCCUUUAUUAUGGUAAUCUUUGUACGAAAUGUUCCUUUCAUAUCUCUAAUUUUCUUGAACAGAUCUCUGGUUUUUCCCAUUCUAUUGUUUUCCUCUAUUUCUUUGCAUUGCUCGUUUAAGAAGGCCUUCUUGUGUCUCCUUGCUAUUUUUUGGAAAUCUGCAUUCAAUUUCCUGUAUCUUUCACUAUCUCCGUCACAUUUUGCUUGCCUUCUCUCUCCCGCUAUUUGUAAGGUCUCAUUAGAUAGCCACUUUGCUUUCUUGCAUUUCCUUUUCAUUGGGAUGGUUUUCGUUGCUGCCUUCUGUAUAAUGUUACGAGCCUCCAUCCAUAGUUCUUCAGGCACUCUGUCCACCAAAUCUGAAUCCUUACACCUGUUCCUCACUUCCACUGUGUAUUCAUAAGGGAUUUGAUUUAGAUUUGUGUAUUCAUAAGGGAUUUGAUUUAGACACCACUGGUAUACAGCUUCUCCAUCUUUGGCUGCAGAGAAUAUAAUCAAUCUGAUUUCGAUGCUGCCCAUCUGGUGAUGUCCAUGUGUAGAGUCAUCUCUUUAGCAUUCCAAUCCCCUAUAAUGAGAAGAACAUCCUUCUUUGGUGUCAUUUCUAGAAGGUGUUGUAAGUCUUCAUAGAAUUGGUCAAUUUCAGUUUCUUCAGCACCAGUGGUUGGUGCAUAAACUUGGAUUACUGUGAUGUUAAAAGGUCUGCCUUGGAUUCGUAUCGAGGUCAUUCUAUCAUUUUUGAGAUUGCAUCCCAGUACAGCUUUCGCCACUCUUUUGUUGACUAUGAGGGCCACUCCAUUUCUUUUACAGGAUUCUUGCCCACAGUAGUAGAUAUGAUGGUCAUCCGAACUGAAUUUGCCCAUUCCCGUCCAUUUUAGUUUACUGAUGCCCAGGAUGUCAAUAUUUAUUCUUGCCAUCUCAUUUUUGACCACAUCCUGCUUACCAAGGUUCAUGGUUCUUACAUUCCAGGUUCCUAUGCAAUAUUUUUCUUUACAGCAUUGGACUUUCCUUUCGCUUCCAGGCAUAUCUGCAACUGAGCGUCCUUUCGGCUUUGGCCCAGCCGCUUCAUCAGCUCUGGAUCUACUUGUACUUGUCCUCCGCUCUUCCUCAGUAGCAUGUUGGACGCCUUCCAACCUGAGGGGCUCAUCUUCCAGCGUCAUAACUUUUAUAUGCCUGUUGUCUUUGUCCAUGGAGUUUUCUUGGCAGGGAUACUGCAGUGGCUUGCUGGUUCCUCCUCCAGGUGGAUCACGUUUGGUCAAAACUCUCCACUAUGACCUGUUCAUCUUGGGUGCCCUGCUUGGCAUAGCUCAUAGCUUCUCUGAGUUAUUCAAGCCCCUUUGCCAUGGCAAGGCAUAUUCCCCCCCCCAAAAAAAAUAUAGUCCGGCCCCCCACAAGGUCUGAGGGACAGUGGACCGGCCCCCUGCGGAAGAAGUUUGCUGACCCCUCUUCUAGGCCAACCAGAAUCUUUUGGCUUUCACAAUAGCAACAAAGCCCAGGGUGAAAAUGGCAAUUGAUUUUGGAAGUGAUGGAGGUGGGGAGAUCAAGUCUCCUUGGCAGCCAACCAUUAGUUACAGAGCUCCUGGGUUUGUGAUUUCAAAUCUUGGUUCACAUGGGCUCACUUUAGUGUCCCUAUAAGCAGCUUAGGACCCAUGUACCAUUUAGGUGUCUCUUUACACACAAACCUGCUUUUGUAUUAAAUUUCUGCACCGGAGGCCCUUCUCUGGGCCCCUCUCCUGCUAGAUGUGAGAUAGGUCUUGUCAGGACUUUUAGAGGUGUUUUAACUUUUGUGUUAAGUUGUGUUUUCAUUUCUGUUUUGCUAAAGGCCCCAUUCUCACCAUACACUUAAAGCACUAUGGUCCCACUUUGAACAGUCAUGGCUUCCCCCAAAGAAUUCUGGGAACUGUAGUUUGUUCAGGGUGCUGAGAGUUGUUAGGAGACUGCUGUCCCACCUCACAGAGCUACAGUUCCCAGAGUUCCCUGGGAAGAAAGAUUGAUUGUAAUAACCACUCCAGGAGGGGAAGAAGGGUCACUUAACAACCCUCGGCACUCUUAACUCUCCCAAGGCCCCACCCCACACCAACCCUACUUCACACCCUCCUUGAGUGUGUUUGCCUGGCUGCAAUGUGUCCUUGAACUCUGAUCACGCCUCUUGCUUGCCCUGAUGGAGGAUAGAGAGGGGUCUGUGUAUGUGAAGGUGUGUAGAAACUAACCUACUGUACAAAGGCAGAAUUGCCAUUCGUUGCUCCACUCACAUUUGCCACUGGCCCUGCCCACCCUGGCAUGUGGCCCCAGGAAGGUUGUCCGGAAGGGAAAGUUGCCCUUGGUCUGAAAAAGGUUCCCCUCCCUGAUUUAGCUCCAAUGCAUACUAAGGCUUUUUAAUGUAGUGGCGCCAGUAUUUUGGAACCUUGUUCCUAUUGAAAUGAGAUGAGUACCUACUGUUUUGACAUUUUGUCACCUGCUGAAAAUGCUUUUCUGCCACUAAGCACUUUUAGAGCAUUAAUUUGAUUCAGCAGCGGUCAUUCUUUUCUGUAUUAUGAUCAGCCAACUAUAGGGGGCGGAAAGGACUUCAGUCCCCUCAGUAUUUGUGGGCAGGGGGCUGAGCUCCGCCAAUAUUGAGCAGGCCGCCAUUCCCUGACACCUGCCAUCACCGGGAGAGCACUCAUGUGCUGGGUGGAGCCGGGAUGUGUGGAGAGAGGAAAUUGCCCUUUGCACACUCUAUACCCUGCUGCCGCCAGGCGGGCAGGGGCACGUUGUGCAGAGGGGCGUAUAAUGUCACGCACCGCCACACCCCCUCAAUGCGAGGGGCAAGUCAGCACCCCUGAUUGUAUAAUGUAAUUAAUUUGUACACCACCAAGAUAUUUUUCUUAUGAGUUGAUGGUUUGUUAAUAUUCUUACAAAUUAUUAUCAUUAUUAUUAUUAUUAUUAUUAUUAUUAAUAAUAAUAAUAAUAGUGUUACUCUGAUAAGUUUUCUAAUCCAAAUUAAUGUAGUGAAUAAUCCAUACUCUCUCUCUCUCUCUCUCUCUCUCUCUCGCUCUCUCUCACACACACACACACACACACAUACACAUACACACAAUUAAUAAAGGGGGCUGGGUUCAGAAAGAAGCUGCAGUCUUGAGCCCAGUCCCCUAAAUCUAAGGACAAAGAGGUCUUGGAACAUAUACAUGUGCCUUAUCGUUGAGUGGUAAAGAGAAGUUUCCACACUCACAACACUAGUACUCUUUUGAACUUUCCUGGGCCCUGGGGUUUGAAAGAGGAUUCUGAUUCUGAAGAUCAGUGAGGCUUUCACUUCUGUGAGCCAUAACUGGACAUGGAUGUAGAGGCACUUUGAGAAGACAGGCUUUAUACCUUCUCUUUGUGCACAUUAUAGUGCAUCUGUCUCACUGUUUUGCUGAAAAUGCAGGAACAAGUAGCAGUGAUGUCCUGAAUCCAGAAUGGUGGAGCUGCAUCUGUAGCCCUUUUGCUCAACCCAUCAGGGAUACAGGCCCAAUUGGGCCUUCAAGUGAUAGCAGUGGGGCUGCUCCCAGAACCCUCUGCUUCAGGGCUUCCUGUGGACUGCUGCUGGCAGGGGUUCCAGUAUCUAGCCUACUUCCUGCCUGCCCACACUUUUGGCAGGCGGAAUGAGAAGAGACCAGCAGAAACUCCAACCUGGUGGAAAAGUGGUUUGAAUUACAGCCUUAACCCAACAGGCUGGAAGCCUAUGGGGCUGCAACUCCCAUCAGCCCUUAGCUUUAGGGAAGAUCCCCAGAAUGUAACCCCCAUGUAAGUUGCAUGCUUACUGUAUUUCUCUGUUAUAAUAUUUUGCUGCUUAUUACAUGUGACUUUGAUUCCUGGCAUCCAUGAUAAGGUGGUAAUUUUUUCAUUGGUGGCUAUCAAUAGAUGGUUGUUAUUUAAAAUCUUUUCUCCUGCUCUUCAUAGAGGGGCCACCCCGCCCUUUUCUGUGGUGUCAUGACGCUCAGUAUUCACAUUUUAAGAUGGGCAGUUUGAUACAAAGCCCCCCAUCCCCCUGCAGGCAUCACUUCUUUGAUUCCAGACUGGUUGUUGCUGGUUCAGAUGGUCAACCUCUUCUGAAAAGCAGAUGGCUUGAGCGAGCCUAGAAAGCCAAAUAGUGCCUAGGGGAGGAAAAACAACCUAGUGUGUCUAGCCUAUUUGACCAGGAAGAGAAUUCCAUCCAAUCUUCUCAGGGAGGAGUGUAUAUGUGUGUGCAUGUGGUAUAGCAGCAGUAGCAGUUCAGAUAAUAAGUCUAAUGGUCCUGAAGUUAAAUGAAAAAGGAAAAAAAAGUAUUUCCAUUUCCAGAAAAGAUGCUGUUCAUCUGGUGCCGAUUCUUUCUCACCAUAGGCAAGCGGUGACAUGUGCCAUCUUAAACCCCUGAUCCUCAUUGUGUCUCUCCCCCCCCCAUUGGGCUUUGGGCACUUUUGGGGGGAGGUGGGCCUUUUUCUGGUAUGUAAGAAAAGACUCUCGUUUCUCCCUGCCCCAGAUACGUCAAGCCUUUUUGGAAACAGUGGUGCCAAGACCUUUGGAUUUGGCACCACCACCUCCUUUGGCGAGCAGAAGCCAAUGGGCACAUUCAGUUCUGGUGGAGGGAGCGUGGCAUCUCAAGGCUUUGGGUUCUCCAGCCCGACUAAAGCAGGUGUUAGUUUGUCUAUUGUUUCUUAUUGUGGACAUAGGAAGCUGCCUUCCGCCAAGUCAGACCCUUUGGUUCAUCUGCCCCAGUAGUGUCAGUGCUGACUGGCAGAAAUGGCCCUUCUCCCAGGGUUUCAGGCAGGGGACAUUCCCAGCUCUACCUAGAGAUGCUAGGGAUUGAACCUGGGACCUUCUGCAUGUAGAGUGGAUGCUCUACAACCAAGCUUUCCCCACUAUGGGGAGAAAUGGGGAGAACUCGUUCUUCUAGCAUGGGGAAGAUCCUCCUGCCUUUUGAACAACAGUUACAUCAGAUCUUGUGUUCUAGGCCAACUUACACAUCAUCACGUAGGGGACAUUGGCUUUGAGUUUUCUUGUGGGUUUUCCCUUGUGGCUUCCGGUUGGGCCUUGUGGGAACCUGGUACAGGUCAAGAUGAGCCACUUGCCUGAUACAGCAGCCAGACACUUCUGAUGUUCUUGUGUUCUCCCUUCCACUUUUUACUUCUUUCUUCUUUUCAAGGCUCAGAUUGGCAGCCAAACAGAAAACUGUGCAGCCAGGAGGUGCAAAGGGUGUGAUUCUGUAGCCUUAUUAGACUUUACCGAUUGGUGGGCUCUGCGUUGCUUCCGGACGGGAGGAAGGAAGUCAAAUGACACCGAGGGUUGGUUCAGAGAAAGAGUUCUUUAUUUCUGCUCUCCAGAGCAGCAGAAAGGCACUUGCGUGGUCAGUCCACAGGAAGUCCAAAGAAAUGAGAGUUUUCAUGCAGUAUAUAUAUCCUCCAGGCACCCUCUCCCCCCUUCCCCAGGAAUCCAGUCAUGUUAGCUUGUACACGCAGGUUGACAUCACAGGUGUUCCUGCUCCGGUACUCUUAACGAUAAAAGGGUUUUCCUUCCUGUACCUCUGACCAUAAAAGGGUAUUCCUGUUCCUAUACUCUUACCUUGGAGCAAGAGGUCGCCAACUCCAAGAACACACUCUGGCGCUCUUCCCGGACUAGGUCUGCACGUCAGAGUGUGUUCAGAAUGUAAGAUAAGACCCAGACGUGCCAUCCCUACUCCACUGGAACAGCCAAGGUCAUCCUUUGCCGUGACUGAUAAAGGAGAGAGCUUUGUUUAUACAGCUGUGUUCUUGUUAUGCAUUUGCUCAACAGCAUUUUAGAAAUGCAUUUUAGAAAUGCUCCCUUGGAGAAAGAAGAAAAGGGGGGUUUGGGAUCCCGUUUCAAACUGACUGCACAGAAACCCAUUCCUUCAAUUCCAGAGCGUGUUGGGAGGAAAAGAGAACAACUGAGAGGCAGUGAGGGGAGAGAAAGCGAGGUGCUGCAGGAGUCAGGGAAGAAAGUGGAGACAGACACAUGCACAGAGGGAGGGAGGAGGCAACCAUGUAUACAAGUGUUGAUUACGAUAAAACAGGUCUUCUUCUUUUUAUGGGUCUUUCCCCACCACUGUUGUCAUCAAAUUGUAGAUCACAUCUUUCUCUAGAUAUGUAGUGAACUGACCCAAGAGGAGGGUGGGGAGAAGCAACCAUAGAGGAUGGUGCCCUCAAUACUAUAUCAGUAUUCCCACAGGCUCCAAAAGGAUGGGUGACCUUUGUAUGUUGUGACUUUUAACAGUUGUGCUUAUGUCCUGCUUUCAGGCUUCCUUUUGGGGCAUCUGGUUGACCACUGUGAGAACAGGAUGGUGGGUUUAGAUGGGCCUUUGGCCUGAUCCAGCACCCAGGCUCUUCUUAAAUUCAUAUCAGGGUGCUCUGCAGCUCAGACCAGGAGCUCUGUAGGUCAGGUGCUGGUUCCCUGUGCCACUGGUACUGGUGGAUGGCAGAAAGGAAGUGAGCACAGCUCAAUGGUUGAGCACCUGCUUUGCAUGCCGCAGGUCCCCUUACGGUAGAAAAUGAUAUAUAGACCUAUCAGAGGCAGCUUGACUCUGAAUACUAGUUGCUGAGAAUUGCAAGAGGGGAGAGCAGUGCUGCACUCAAGUCUUGCUUGCAAGCUUCUCACUGGGGCAUCUGGUCGGCCACAGUGAGAAUAGGAUAUUGGGCCAGCUAGACUUAUGCCCUGGUGCAGCAACCAGGCUCUUCUUAUGUUCUUAACUUGCAAUACAUGCAUUGGUUCCCACGAAACUUGGAGGACAUAGGUAAAACCCAAUGGCUCAUGGACAAAAGUGUCACUGGAUCUCUAAUCUCUGCUAAAUAAUUUAGCUGCAGCUCUCUCUCCCCCUCCCCCCCCCGACAGUUGUGUUUACAACCGGGUAGUAUCUGUUACAUUGGUCAGACUGGAAUUUCACCCAGGGUAUUAAAAUGCACCUCCAGUCAAAAACAGCAAGGAGCUAUAUUGGUAGUCAUUUCUUGUAGCGGACAGGCAGCCUGUUAAUCAGAUGGAAGUGUGCGUUGAAAAGUGUCCACGUAAAACAGUAAAAACUGAGCUGCAUAGAAGACUGGGGGAGGGGAGUUAAUUCCAUGCCAGGGAUAUAUAUUUUUUAUUUUUUAUUUGUUGGCAAACAGACAGAAAAUAAGAUUAGCCGGUAUCAUGAUUCCUCUAUGUACAUCUGCAGGGCAGCCUCAGUUGAAAUGCAGGUGAUGCUUGUGUGUUCCAGUAAACCAUGGUUUAGCAGGAAGUGAAACCUGCCCAGCCUGGUUGCUCUCACUUGGCUGCUCCCUCUGGUGCAAGCAGGAGAAGCAUACCGAGAGGGCACAGUUAAGCUUGCCUUCUUAUGACAAACGCAAGUGUGGUUUGUUUUUCCCUGGCAAGUCAGAAUCACAAGCCACAGCCUUCAAUCAUGGUUCUUCGUUUGCUUUCAAAUCCUACCUUGUUUGGGAAAAGCAAAUUCCAGCCUCAGCUUUGGAUGUUACCGGAAGCCAGACUUAGUUGUGGCUUCCUGACUUAUUUCUCUUGUCUCAUGCCAGGGUAAGAGCAAAGUGAGGAGUGAUCAGACAACUCUGCAGAAGCAUGCCCCUUGUUCCCAAUAAGGCAACAACUUGUCCUGACUUGUCAUGCAUGACCUGUGAACAGAGCCAGUGUGCAGAUGUGGUUUUUUUAGGUCAAAGAAGGAAGAGAAGGUCAGCCAGAAUUAUCAUAAGUGGCACCUUUCCUAAGAGGGAACUUAGGGGUUGGGUGUUGCUUUUAAAAAAUUGAAUUCGCUCCCCCCCAGCUUCUAUCCCAAGGAUGGGAAACCUGUGGCCCUCCAGAUGUCAUUGGACUCCAGCUUCCAUCAGCCCCAGCCAGCAGGGCACAGUGGUCAGGAAUGAUGGGAGUUGUUGUCCAGCCAUGUCUGAAGGGCCACUGGUUCCUCACCACUGUUCCAUCAUACCCACACUUGAUACAUAGGUACAAUAGAGGUGUAUCAAAUUAUUCAUGGUGUGGAGGAGGAGGGGGGAUAUAGGAUUCCCCACUUCCUUUUUCUAUAUUACUCAAACUCAAGUUGUUAGGGUUAGGGUUAGGGAUUCAGGACAGACUAAAGAAAUUACUUCUUUGGACAAUGCAGAAUUUAAUGUGUGGAAUUUUCUGCCACGAGCUGUCUUUGUGGUCUUUAACGGGCAGUAGAGAAAUACAUGAAGGAGGGCAAAGUUUGUCCACAGUUGUUAGCAUGCUAGGGGCCAGACAAUGGAGGAGUGGGCUUUGGUUUUCACAUCCUACUUAUGGGCCUCCAGGAUGCAUUUGGCAGCCCACUAUGUGGGAAAACUGUUGGGAUACUGCCAGGGAGACAGAGGCAUCAGGCCUCCACGUCGUCUCUGGAUGAUCACCGGUCUCCCGUGGAAACAGCAUCAGUCAAUUAGCAACACGAGCCUCAGACACAUUCCAAGACUCAUGCACGCCCUUUUCAGCAGUCUCCGCAACGGAAGAUUCAGACAGAAGAGCAUAUUUACAGCUUUAUUCAACGUAGGUCAGAACAAAGGAAAAACAUGACUGCUUGCAUCCGUGUCGAGGAAAACAGCCAGAACAAAAGCUAUAUACAAAACGGAAGUUCCCAGCGAGAACAGUGCAGGGAGUAAACAGGCAUGUGACACACAACAAUCAUGCCUGACUCUUUUAAGGAGGAACGGAACUAUAUCCUAACAUCCUCCCCCUUUCCGUGUAACCUGUAGUACCUGUGGUUCAACCCAAUUGCAACCUCUGUACAUAAACCUUAAGUUGUUCUCUGUUAACAACCUUAGACAACAGAUCAGCAGGAAUUUCAUUUCCUGGCAUGUAGGACACCUGAAUGAGUCCUUUCGGAAUACACUCUCUUGCACGAUGUAACUUAAUCUGCAAGUAUUUGGUUCUUUGCUUGCAACUCUCUGAGUUCAGCAAAGCCAAACAGGAUCUAUUGUCUUGAUACACUUGUAUAGGACAUUUCACAGAAACUCUGAUGUCCUGAAAUAUUUGCAUCAACCAUUCACAAUCCAUGAGUGAAAAUGACAGAGCAAUUAAGUUCUGCUUCACAGGAACUUAGGCUUACUGUCGUCUGUUUCCUGCACAGCCAGUCAAACAUGUGAGGAGAAUCAGAACUUACAGGGUUAAACAGUUCUGUGUGACGUCUCACAUUCUGAGGCGUGUUUUGGUUCACAUAUGGGAAUCUUUCUUUGUGUGUGAGUUUCCUUUCGUUUUUGGCUGAGAGGCGAGAAGGAUGUCUGCUCUCUCGCCAGGACUGAUUUAUGAUGUUUUUCUUCUCAUUAAAGGCUGUUCGAGAUUAACAAGAAGCCUGCGUUCAGUUUGA
This is a messenger RNA of Podarcis lilfordi (Lilford's wall lizard), 25300 nucleotides long. The record is from the annotation of a GenBank genome assembly. Lineage: Eukaryota; Metazoa; Chordata; Lepidosauria; Squamata; Lacertidae.